Messenger RNA from Phycomyces blakesleeanus NRRL 1555(-), 910 nucleotides. RefSeq lists its product as hypothetical. Lineage: Eukaryota; Fungi; Mucoromycota; Mucoromycetes; Mucorales; Phycomycetaceae. Bases 88 to 546 code for a protein of 152 amino acids. The transcript has a single exon. The record is from RefSeq and is a predicted model, not a curated record.
GGCUCAAUUCACCGCAAGCGUGCAUUCUCAUUGCAGCAGCCGCCAGUGCCAGCCCGCCGCCGUGCUUCCUUGCGUGAGCUGUCUUUGAUGGGAACAGCAACUGCGGCACUGAACUCAAAAUUGAGCCACACCACUAUCAAUGCCACCACCUCCACCUCCAUUUCUUCUUCACCAAUUCACCACCACAUUGGCAAUGGUAGCGAUCACGACAUCCACGGCUAUGAGCCCACUUCCCCACACUCCCCGCACUCUCCUCACGUCUCGGUGUCAUAUCAGCAACAUCGGUCUACAAUCCCACAGAGACGGUCUCAACAGUUCUAUCCUACAGGACCCGGACAACCAUUGAUGAUGGAGCGGGCCGCGUCUACUUCUUCUGUGACUUCAUCAGGAAACAAUGUCUUUGAUCGACUUUCCCAGACGCCCACCCGUGCUUCGCGUGCAAAGAUGGCUCACCGCCACAGCAGCGGUAGUCUUGAAGACUUGAGAAUGCACUGGGAUUUGGAAAGAUCCUCCAGCUCAAUGAGUGGUUCUUACUAUGGCGAUUAGAUCCAAUGUAAACUAACUUGACUGUGUCUCAACCCCAAAACAACCCAACACCACCCAACCUAAAAGAAAAAAAAGAUUUUGUUUUUGUUUUAAUUCCAUUUCAUCCUCUCUAUAUCUCUACCUCUUUACCUCUCUACAUCUUUUUAAAAAAAUUGUUAUAAUAUCCUUUACUCCCCCCCCCUCUCUCUCUCUACCCACCACCUUAUUUGAUUUUGCCUUUAUCAUUAUUUAUAUUAUUAUUCUUAUUUAUCUGUUCUUGCUGUAAUCUAUUAUAUCCUUGCUUCUUCUCUGUCUUUCUUUCUCUUUAUUAUAUAAAAAUAUAUAUAAUAUAAAUGUAUACAAAUAUAUAUAUAUAUAAAAAUGU